AUGCUACAGCGAGGCGUCUUGCUCCGAAAUGGCCGUCCAGUACUAGCUCGCAUAUCUUCCCUGAUCCCAAAACUCCUCUACGAGUCUCACGACUCAACGAUCAGAGGCCACUCGGGAUUCCUCCGGACCUACAAACAGGUCUUGCAAAAUUCCUACUGGCCAGGCGUCAAAGCCCGCGUCAAGGCAUACGUCGGUGAAUGCGGUGUAUAUUUUUCUAUAACAAGGCAGAAAAUCUGUCUUACCAGCUUACUCCAGCACCUUCCCAUUCCGGAAAAGAUCUGGGAGGAGCUCUUGAUGGACUUCAUUGAAGGCUUACCACUCGUUAGUAGAUUCAACACCAUCCUAGUUGUGGUUGACCGCCUGAGUAAGUACGCCUACUUCUCCGCCUUGAAACAUCCCUUCACUGUUGCAGAUGUCUCCCAAAUCUUCGUUCGAGAUGUGGUCAAACUCCACGGAGUACCGAAUACACUUUUAUCAGAUCGCGACUGGAUCUUCCUCAGCACCUUUUGGCAGGAGCUUUUUCGGCUUCAGGGUACCGUGCUACACCGCAGCACUUACCAUCCGCAGACCGACAGUCAAACGGAAGUGGUCAAUUGCGGUCUCGAAAUCUACCUACAAUGUGUCACAAGAGAUCACCCAUGACAGUGGCCCAAAUGGUUACCGUGUACAGAGUUGUGGUAUAACACUACCUUCAACUCCUCCACGGGGACCACACCAUUCCAAGCCAUUUUACGGCCGAGACCCCCGACCCUCAUCCGCUAUGAAGCUUCAGCACGCACAGAGGGAGUGGAUUAGUUGCUUCAUGAGCGAGACACAUGUCCCCACCAAUUAAAGUAACAUCUCUAGAACGCUCAGCUCAAAAUGAAGCAAUGGGCUGAUAAGAAGCGCCGCACCAUGGACUUCACCUCGGGCGAUUGGGUCUUCCUCCGCCUCCGCCAAUACCGUCUCGAGUCACUCGCACGGUGACCCUUCGAGAAGUUAGCGGCAUGGUAUUUCGGACCCUUCCGCAAACUGGACCGUAUUGGUGCUGUGGCCUACCCGCCUCAAGCUACCCCCACAGUCCCCCAUACAUCCCGUCUUCCAUGUCUCACAACUCAAACCAACUAAGGGCGGCCAGCAAUACAUCCACAACCUCUCUUACUCGACAAUGAGAACCAGUGGAAGGUCGAUCUACGGGAGGUCACCGCGACACGUCACACACCCCAAGGACUCGAGGUAUUGGUAAAAUGGCGUGACCUUCCCACAACGGAGUCAACCUGGGAACCAACCAAGAGAAUCUUCCACGCUUUUCUAGAGUUUCUCCUUGCAGACAAGGUGAAGCUUUUAGCGGGGAGUAUAAUAUGAUAGGUACCCUUAUUUGUCAACAAUAGUAGUCGGAUGGAUGAUAGCCUCUCGUCGUAUGUGAAAAAGAACACAGAGAGAGAUGGAGAACGAGGGGGAGAGAAUGAGAGGCAGGAAGACUAG
This is a messenger RNA of Spirodela intermedia, 1464 nucleotides long. The record is from the annotation of a GenBank genome assembly. Lineage: Eukaryota; Viridiplantae; Streptophyta; Magnoliopsida; Alismatales; Araceae.